CGGGAGACCUUUAACAUCCGAUCCUCUCCCUCGUCGUUCGGCCAUUCGUCGGUCGGCCAGCAACGGAAAUACUUAUUUAGUCGUACGCAGUGGACGCCGCACACGCCGCUUCUCUCUCUUUCACUCUCUCUCCACCUCGCAUCUUCGCCACCAAUCAAGCCGCCGAUCCGCACCCCGGUUUAUCGCCCCCGGGUGGUUAUCGCUGGUAUUUUCGCCGCCGGAGAAAGAGUCCAGCCACACCAGCGCGGCAACGGCAGAUCUCGGACAGAUACAUCUCUCCCGGGUGAUUUUUCAAGAUCUCUCCCGAGUGUGAUUACUUUUCAAGUGAUCGAAAGUGGGCGAGAGGAGGAAGGGAGAAGGAGAAUUAAUAAGAGGAAUACCAGUGAGUUGGUGUGGGAACCAGUUUAUAUCGCGACAGUUCCGCUUUCCGAGCUGGUGACUCUUUGGGUAUCGUCAGGAUCAUUUGCGGAUCAUCGGCGGAAUUCGAUCGGUAAAAUUACGAGACUGCACGUUUCGACGGAUCCGCGUCGAGGGAUGAAGACCGCGCGGUAGGAGCAUCUUGAUCUCGGAGGGUUCCGCGAAAUUCGGAAAGCGAUAAGGGUUGCCUCCCCCCUCCUCGCCCCGGAAACCAUGACUGCCAAGGCAAUACUACUUCUUGCGCUCGCGUGCGCGGUAACUGCCGUGCGAGGAGAAAGUACCAAGGACCCAACGCUGUGUGGUCGGACAAAAUGCAAGGUUCCAACGGAGAGAAAAUUCAAAUACAACGAAGACAUCCACUAUGUGUAUACGUAUUCCGUGGAUGUGAGCACGAAUCUGGGCUAUGACAAGCUGUCGUCUCGUCAAUCGAAAAACGAUUCGGCCUUGUACAUCGACGCCACCCUGUCCGUGCACUUCAACAGCCCCUGCGAGGGCACCCUAAGAAUUCUGAACGCCAGCAUCAGCCACGAUCGUAGCGCGUACAAUCCCGAGUUUCCGGAUCGCGCCGGCUCCGAGUUCAAGGCCAAUCUCGAGCGCCACGAGCUGAGGUUCACCUUCGACGACGGGCUGAUCCACGAGCUGUGCCCGGAUCGGCGCGAGCCGGUCUGGGCGCUGAACAUCAAACGGGGCGUCCUGUCGAUGCUGCAGAACAGCAUGCGGCGCUUCGACGUGGACCAUCGCGGCGACGAGGUGGACGUUCACGGCGCAUGCGACACGCACUACCGCUUGUACGAGGCCAAGAGGACCAGUCUGAUCGUGAAGAAGAGCAAGAACCUGGCCGACUGUCGUUACGGCCCCAAGUACUUCUCCGUCGUGCAGUCGAAUCCCUACAGAAGUCCGCGGAAGCAGCACCGCCAGCACGGACUGUUCAAGUCGCGCAGCGAUUGCGAGAUCACGAUCGAUCACAACGUCUACGAGAAAGUGGUCUGCGAUGAGGUGCGAUUGUUGCAGCCGCUAUCCAACGGCGUCAAAGCCGGCGCCAAGACCGAGUCUCGGACGAUCCUUCAGCUGGUUCAGGAAACGACGACUUCCACCUACAGAUUUGAGGAGGACGAAGACAACGAUGACGAGAGAAGAGAUGAUGACGAGGAUAACUUCGUGCGAAGCGUACCUCGGAUCAGGAGGACCAUGUUGUUAUACGACCACGCGAAGACUCUGAAGACCAUGCACGGUGAGCUGCGGACCUCCCGAGACUUGCUGAAGAGCAUGUGCAGGCUUGGGAGCACCGAUGAGUUGCAGCAGAGAUUCUCCGAGAUAUUCACUAAUUUCGUCCAUUCGGCUCGCUUCCUGGAUUACCCCUCGUUGUCGCAGCUGUUCAGCAGAGCCGACAGCAUUUGCAAAAACGGAAAGAAGCAUAUUGUCGCGGCACUGCCGUAUUUAAACAGCAACGCCGCGGUGAGCGUGAUGAAUAAUUUGAUAAUCAAGAGAUACGUGAAUCAAGCGAUCGUCAACGACUGGAUCGUCACUUUCGCUCUAUAUCCACGACCGGAUCGCAACACCAUCAAAGCUCUUUCGAAGCUACUGGACUUCCACCAUCAAAUUCCUCACGUCCAGUUUAUUCUCAGCUACUCUACCAUCAUUCAUACGUAUUGCAAAAACGAUGCAGAUUGUACCGAUCUGGAGGAGGUGAACGCGCUUCUGUCGCAUCUUCAACAGAAAAUUUCGCAAGGUUGCGAGCCCCGUUUUCAUUCUUCCGUUGAGAGAAAAGAGACGCUGGAAGCUUUGAAAGCGAUAGGCAACAUGGGACUCGAAAUGAAAGAUAUGCGAAGAGAACUGAAGAAGUGCAUAGACGACACUGGCGGAUUCUUGUCUAUGGAAGUUCGCAUUGCUGCCGUCGAUGCUCACCGUAGGCUGCCGUCCUGCGAAGAGACACGGGAUGAAUUCUUCCUCGAUUAUUACCGUAACACGACGUUAGACACGGAGAUCCGUAUUGCCUCUUACUUGCAGGUGAUGCGUUGCCCCGAUUACAAUGUUGUCAAGACUAUCAAGCACACCCUCAAAGUAGAAGAAGUCAAUCAAGUCGGUUCUUUCGUAUGGAGCCACUUGACGAAUCUCUACAACUCUGCCUCGCCUACCCGAGUCGAGAUCCAGAGUCUGCUGACGGAUCGGGACAUCGGCAACAAGUUCAACAGCGACGUUAGAAAGUUUUCGCGCAGUUACGAGAACUCCUUCUUUUCCGAAGAGUAUGAUGUCGGCAUGAACUAUCAGACGAAUCUGAUCUUCUCGCCGAAAUCGUACGUGCCACGAACGCUCACCUUCAACGUGACCACCGAUCUCCUCGGGCAGUCCGUGAAUCUGUUCGAGAUCACGGCGCGAAUGGAGGGUCUGGAAUAUUACGCGGAGAAUCUCUUCGGUCCGGACGGCAUCUACAGCAACGAACAAAUUUCGAGUCACCUCCAGAAUUUCCUCAGGCGUUUCAGAUCGACGUCGGAGAAUGAGAAUUAUUGGGACGGCGUGAAACGGCUGCCUAAUAUUAUCGACAACAAUUUCGAUCAUCCGAAAAUAAGUCUCGGUUACAAGAUAUUCGGAAACGAAUUGAUGUUCACGACGCUGGACGGCGACAAGCAAGUGAGGGCUGCACUGGCGAACUUCAAUCCCUUGCAGAAGAUAAGGGAGUUCUUGGCUAUGCAGGAGAUCCUCUACGAGAAGACAGGGAUGUUCUUGGAUUCUUCUUACGUAGUACCGAUGGGGUCCGGUCUGCCAAUUCGUUUGGACCUCGCCGGUUCUGCGGCAUGCUAUUUCAAGAUCUCAAAAAUGCUCAACGACGCUCGACUCUCCGAUAAGGAAUUUCAACUCACUGCCAAUAUUGCUUCCAGUAUAAGUGUUGAUAUGAUGAGCACAAUGACGGUGGACGCUUUUUACAAAUCCGCCGGGCUCAAGCUGCGAACGAAUCUUUACUCUUCCGGAAUUAUGCAGCUUCAUCUGAAUCUAAACAACACCCGUUUGGUGCACGUGAGUCUGGGUUUACCGAACCGCAAGAUCGAGAUGUUUUCAUUAGUCUCGGACGUCGCUCUUAUCAAGAGCAACGGUGGCGAGGUGCAGGAGAAACCGCUGGGCGUUCUGGUAGCCGAUCAAAAUCAGAAAAACUCGCGACAUCUUGCAGCCGUACCCGAGAAUAUCAUCAGCAACACCACCUGCAGCUGGGCCGCCUUGGACAGACUGAUAGGUUUAAAGAUGUGCACCGAUUAUCAAUUUACAAACGUGACUAAGGAUUCCAGUGCGCCCUAUUUCGUAUUAAACGGUCUCACGCUCUUCAAGGUCUCCUUGAUCAAAGCCGAUCCAACUGCCAAAAAUUACGUGUUAGAAUAUAGCUGGAGUAAGACCGAGGAGUAUAACACAUUCAAGUUAAUGUUCGACACGCCUGGCUCGCAGGUGAAUAGGGAGAUAAGCGCCGUUAUCACUUUCGACAUAAUAAAUAAUAACGUUACUGCUCUAUUUCAUUCGGCUGGUAAUUCUAUGAUCGCUAAGGGUACAUAUAAACGUUCCGAAGACGAGAUUUUUAUGGAUAUCGGUUUUGAUAUUAAUGGCACAAAACACUUGGAUGCCAGUGUGGGUUACUCGAGGAAGAAGUUCAAUUACGGUUAUACCUAUCAUCCUGUAGCACAUUUAAUUAUCAAUAACGAACGCGUUGCUGCCUUUUCAGGUGAUAUUAGAAACGCGCAGAAGAACAAUAUCUCCCAGUUCGAUAUAGACCUGACCUUCCAAACGAAGCGAGUCUGGAGCCAUUUGAUCGGCUACAUUGUCAGGCGGAAUAUCAGCCUGGCCGGCGAUUUUCAGCUGGAGUAUCAGUUGCAACGUAUGCCGAGGAAGGAGACUCUUCACUUGGAGGUUUCGCUAUCCAAUCGCUCGUCGAAGACGCUGACGCACAAGGCCGCCGAAAUGAAGCUGCACUCCACCGCCUAUCCGCAACUCAACGCUGUGAUGAGCGCCUGGUACCAGCAAGCACUUGGCCACGUGGAGAUCCACGCCGAAGUUAAUUCCAAUCCGCAUCUUAAGGACGACCGGCACAAGCUCACGGCGCAGCUCAUUGUCUCCUACACGAAGAUGUACUUCCAGACUCAGGGCACGAAGGUGAACGCGUUGAUUGCCCUCACCAAACCCAUUCAGAAUUUGGAUCUCAAAAUGGGGAUUAAUCACCACGUCCUUGGCCCCGAAACGAAGACUAGCUUGCUCAUAGGAUACGCACCGGGCAAGGAGAUCAGCCUGGUCGUCAACGUCAUCAUGCCGCGCGGUUUGUUAUUUUCCAUGGAAGGCCACACGAACCUGACGAUCCCGAAUUUCAACUCGAUGCUGAUCAACGCGCGUAUCAACGAGCGUUCGCGAAACGAGUACGACCUGGAGUUCUCCGGAACGUGGUUCAGCGGCCACAACAUGACCGCGCAUGGCGUCUACAUCGAUCGGUCGCUGGCCGUCAUCGUCAAUCAUCAUCUGAAGAUGAUCUUCAAAUCGCCGAGCUUCGUCAGUCCGAUUUUGCUCAACUGCGACUUGUAUGAGGACCACAGCGAUCUCAAGGUCAGUCUGUAUGCCGAGCAACUGGACUACGAUAAGUACGCGUUAGUGCUGAAUCACACGGUGCUGUCGGCGACCAGCCUGAUGUCUUACGUGGAAGCGAGAUACCGCAGCAACGUGUACUCGGUGAUGACGAAUAUCGAUACCACGCGAGAGAUUCGCGUUGAGCUACAUCUGGAUAAGUGGCGAGACGUGCAUCUGACCCUGAGCGGUAUCAAUCAGGAGGAUCGGAAGGAGUUUGCGGCGGAGAUCAAGUGGGACGCUAAUAGGGAUCCCGCCCUGAAGCUGGGCACGAUGUUGCAGUUGAACAGGGUGUAUCUGAUGAACGCAACUUCCCCCGGGACCAAACGAAACGUGAUGAUAAUGUUGACCUAUCCGGGUCGACUGGUAACCGGCUCUUGUGACUUGGUCGUACGUAGUCCGCACAGUUACCUGGUGGAUGUCACUCUGGACUGGGAUCCGGAAAACGCGAUCAAGGCGUCGAUCGGCGCGAACUACGUCGUGCAUCCGGAAAUAACGACUGUCAAGUUGGAAUCGCAACUGUUGACGCCUUUUGAAAACUGGAAGAAGACCGCCUUGAACGCGAGAUAUCAGCAGCUACCGGACAAGAUUCUAGCCAGCAGCAGUGCUCACUGGAGAGACUCUCAGCAUGUGAUGGCGGAAUUCUACGCCAGUGCGAGCGAGCACAAGGAUCUGAAGGAGUGGACGGCGAACUGCGGCUUGAUCAGCACCGUCCAAUCCAACUCAUGGGUGACCAUGAACGUCACCCACAAGGUAUUACGCUCGCAAACGGCGGACACGCACAUGUUGAUUAAGUACAACCCCGACAAGGUAAUCGACGCGCGCAGUGUCUGGCACUUGGACAAGCAGUCGGACGACGUAUUCAAUCUAACCGGAAAUCUGCAUUUGCACUCGCCUCUGAUGAACUACCGGAAGAGCGAGCUCAAGUGCCAGCUGCGCCUGAUGACUAACUGGAAAUUCUACGGCGCGGCCAAUCUUGACCUGGACAAACGCAAAUACACCGGCCAAUUGAUCGGCGAUCUCGUACGCUGGAAGGAGUCCAAGGUAGAGUUCAACGUUACCACGCCGCUGGAGAAGUUUGCCUUCGUUCGCGGCAGGUUCGGCCUGUCGGAGAGCAACCACCACGUGGUGGCGGAAGUUGUCACGCCGACCGGUCCCGUGGGCGUUGAGGCGUUGUGCCAAAUCUUCACCGCCGCUUACGACUUCAACAUCAAGCUCAUGCUGGCGACGCCCCUCGAGGUGCUGCAAAAAGCGUUGUUGGUGGCCAAGCUGAACAGGCGCGACGCCGACUUCAGGAUCGGCUACAAUAACAUCACGGCGGGCUUCCUCGGCACUUGGCACUAUCAUAACAUCACCGAUUUCGAUUACACCUACAUAGUGCUCACGCCUCUCGAGGACUUUGAAGAGUGCAGCGUGAUCACAAAAUUGAUCGUAACGCGUACACAGGCCGAGAAUAUGUUGAACGUAGAUACAGAGUUCUCGGUGAGAUUGGCGGACACCAAGUUUGGUAUCAAGGCUAAAGGUGGACCGAAACCACCGCCCGUUAAAAUUCCGUCAAAACCGGGGAUUACGAGUUCGGCGAGUGAUUCUGAAUUGUCAGAAGAGGUGGAAGAGGAGGAAGAGGAAGAAGAUAACGAGGGUCUUUAUUGGCGAGGGGAAUUACAGAUAUGGCUUGCAAUAAUCCCAAACAUAUUGACAGAGCUGGAUAUCGAUACUGAUGGCGAUACUUAUAAGAUAUUAGGCAUAAUACAAUUGCCACCCAAUAAAAUUGUUAUAGACGACAGCUUUACCAUGGAAGAUGUUUUUCAUAUAAAAAAUGAUCUACAUAUUGAUGUAACGUUCAGCAAUAUUAGAGAGAUAACAUCUUCAUACGCGUUUGUCAUCGAUAUGGAGACUCAAAACUACCUUAUGAGUAUGGAUUUAAACGUCAGAAAAAAUACUACGUGGUUCGAGACUGGAUUUUAUGGCAAUUAUACGUAUCAAGGCAAUAAAAAUAGUAAUCGAAAGGCUCAUUUUGUGAAAUUCGACAUAAAGACACCUUUAGAACUUCUCAAAGCCUUCCGUACUAACGUGAUCUUAGAGGUCGAGGGCAGUCUAUAUAGAGGCACACUCAUGAUUCAUGGAGACCAAUUGAUCUUGAAUAUACUCGGAAACAUAAGGUUGGAGCAGGCUUUGCUGGAUAUGAUGGUUUCGGGUGCGAUCGAUUCACCCGUUAUGAAAAUCCCGAAAACCACGGUCGCCGCGACAAAGAAUUUCACCGGAGAAAUAAAGCAAGUUAAGUUCAACGCAAGAAUAGAAGAGCCUAUAUCCAAAAACAUAUCCUUUGAAUCCGACUGGCAAGUAGACAAGCAUCUCGUGAAAGCUUCCGCGAAGUUGAAAAGCUGGAUAAGGGCUCUUGAAUCAUUGGAGACCGAUAUCCUCUACGACAACGCGAUUCGCGUAAAUAAUACCGCCAAACUGAAUGUUAAUGUAACGCAUCUCGGCGAUCGAGAGUAUCGGCUGAUCGGAAAUUUAAACAACGGCAAGAUCAGCGCCGAUCUACACACGCCACUGUCGGAGAGACCUCAUUUCCAGUUUCACGGUGACUUGAGACAGAUCAACGAAUCGUUGUACGAUGUCAGGGGUGAGCUGAAGGACGAUCUGCAGGCGAAAUCUUACGACGUCAGCUCCGUCAUCUUCGUGGAGAACGACGCUGUCACUUCGGUGGACGUGCAGGCCAAGCCGAAGAGCGCAAACACCGAUCGACUCAUUUUGAGACUGAAGAGGAAGAAAUACGGCCUCCUGCUGGACGUGGACGGCGGAUCGUUCAACGGUACCCUCGACGCGAACGUGGUCAACAAUCUGAAUUGGGACGUGAGAGCCCGCACGGAUAUCCAGAGGGCUGGCGCGAUGGACACCUAUCAGCUGAGCACCUUCAUGAACGUGCAAGUGAACGGCAAUACGACUCUGUACAUUCACGCCGAGACACCCUGGAACGACAGCAGGAUCCUGACGGUGAAGGGCAACAUGAUGCUGACCAACACGAGCGGCGAUGUCCGGCUGGAUCAUCGACUGAACAACGAUCGGUGCCACGCGACCGCGAGAUGGAAGCUGGUCUACAUGGAGGACAUGCUCGUGAAACUGAUCACGGGAUACGACAUGACACACCUGGGCAAGAAGGAACUGUCGACACACGUGUUCUACAGGAACCCCGGCCGGCUGUACAGGAACGUCGACGUGGGCUUCGAUCUGGACAUCGAUCGAAAGGCGUGGGAGUUCGAGACGAACGCGACCAUCGGUUUUCGCAAUCAGCAGAACAUCGACGCGGUGUUCGUCAUAAAGUUGCCACCCCCGAACAAUGACGAUCAUCGAUUCCUGGUCAGCUAUCACACCAACAAGCAGAUGCAAGAUAUCUCUUAUGUGGUGGGCUACAAUACCGUUCGGACGAAGAGUAAUUACGCCUCGGACGGAUCGAUUCGAAUGGCCACGCGCGACAUUAACGGGCACUUCCGGCUGACUUGGGGAUUGCUGGCCAUGCAAUCCGUCAACAAUCUCUUCAACAUCACGUUCGACAACAAGGAAAUCGAGCUCAAAUAUUCACUGUACACGCCUCUGUUCCCGCAGGAGGAAACGGUCGUGCUCCUCUUCAAUUACGAUGCCAAUUCCGACGAGCAAAACUUGAUCAACGCUGAUCUUUUUUACCCUUCAGGACGGCAGAUUGGAACUGCAAAGAUAUCUUACGAAAGUUUGAUUAACGUUAACGGAACCGUUAACGCUACGAUAUCUCUGCAACAAUUGUCAUACGUUGGCUGUAAUUUUGUUAUACUUACUACUUUGAAACAGAAUAAAAGAUUCGCCGAGUUCUUUUGGCCUAAUAAUAAUACGGCUUUAUUGAACUCCGAUUACAAUUACUACAGCGAGCGAUUGAAUUCGGAUCUGGAGGGCAUUUUGCACGUAGAAGUUCCUCUGAACGCUCGUCACGUCGGUAUUCUGAAUUACGGUUACAAAAAACGUCACAUCGAGCAAGACACAAAGUCGGGUACUAAAAAACCUAGGCAAGAGACCACUGGCCACGGGACCUUGAUGUACAACAAUCAGAAGGUGUUGGACACGCAGUACAACGCAAAGAGCGAGGCCAGCAGCGGUAUCGAUAAGGAUCGCAUCGAGAUUACGGUGGAGAACAUUUUCAAGCCCAUAGGCAUCGUCUACGUGAACCAGUACGAGUACAGUGGUGGUAACGGGGGCACCAACUAUCCCAAUGUCGAGUUCAAGCAGGUGAACGUCUACCGGCUGGACAACAGCUCGGCGUUCAACAUCUCCGGCGAGUCGAGAAUCCGAACUACCCAUACCGGCCAGAAAAUUCACCUGAAGGCGAUGCACUCGAACAAGACGAUCGCGCUGAAGACGGACUACGAGAUUCUGCCGGGGGAGUUUGACCACAACACCUGCUUGAGCCUGGCCGAGGACGCCUGGGUGUCCUAUCGCGUGAAUAUCCUCAACAUGACCACCGAGGACAUGGAGAAUCAGUUCCUUACCCUCAGUCUCUCCUACCCGCGACGUAACUUCACUCUGGGCGGCUCCUACAGAAUCACCAGCGACGAGGUGAACUCCGCGGCGAAUUUACGAUGGGAACGCGACGACGAGAAGACGAGGAGCGUCGGCGCGAAUUUCGACUGGGCGAACGUCACCGCGGGCACGUCGACGGAGAGUCAGCAGCAGGCCGUGCUGAGUUUCUAUCAUCCAACCUUCGAGAAGAACGUCACGUUAAAGGGUGUACUAAUGAGGGAGGACCGCAGGGAUCUGCUGAAUGUCGCUUUCACCGCGGAUUAUUCCAACGACGAGAACAAGCUGCUGACGUUGUCCGCAUUGCUGAGGGACGAGAGCGACGAGUUGAACAGAAAGUAUAUCUACAAGAUAGCCGGCAAGCACGUCAAUAGCAAUUUGGAUCUCGACAUCGAGGGAUUCGUUCACAGACGAGAAUUCGUUCUGCUCGAAACGGUGAACCACGCUCGAUACGCGCGCAGUUACAUGCCGAGUGAAAUCGGAGAACUGAUCGGUCGGAUCGAUCGGAGAUCGAGGGAAAUAGUCUAUCGGCGGGUGAACAACGACGCGGUCAAAUAUUUCGCGAUCGGUUAUUAUCCUACGCCUUCUCAAUACGUCGUAAAUGGUAGCGUUAUCAAUACACCGGAACUUAACGCCACCGGAGUUUUCUUCUUGGACCCGCGUGAGAAACUCACUUGGAUGAUGGUGAAUUACACGCCCGACGCGACAGUGAGCUUAAGAAUGCACGGCAAUAUUCCGGACGCACGGAACGCCAUAUUCAAUAUUUGGAGAACCUACGAGGACGACUUAAAAAUUUCGGACGUUUCCUUCUACCUGAAGCUAAACCACUCGAGGCUCGUUACUUCAACUCUACGAUGGCGGCCGGAACUUAAGAGCGAUAUUAUUACUACUGUAAAAACGACGUACGAUGACAUGUGCAAAAGCAUGCACGACGACGUUGAGUAUUGGAAGCACUAUAUAAAGAACGAAGCAAAAAGUGUCAUUAUGGAUGUGUGGGAGGAUGCUCAGGAGGAUAUCUCGGGAUUCCUUGACGAUUGGAACGAUUUGAAAAUUCUCGAGCAUGACUUUGAAAAUCUCAAGCGGUAUCUGAACGAUUCCUAUAACGCGAAUGACUUUUACAUCAAGGAUAUCAUCGGUUUCGGUAUAUACGUUAUCGACGAACUGUCUCUGCGAAGUCACAUUGAGUCCCUUCCUAACAUCCUGAAUGAAAUCUGGGAGAAAAUGGGCGAAUCCGGCGAAGCCUUGCGAAAUUCGUUGCUCUGGUUGAUCGAGACCAUGAAGAACGCCUACAACAAGGUGUCCGAGAUCACGGCCGCCGUGCUGAAGGGCGAUUCACUGUCGCAGGUGGCGAGUAUAAUCGAGAAGCUGAUCGAGAAAUACGACAUAUUUAUCAAGGACCUGCACGUGUCCUUCAUCAAGUACAUCGAAAAUCUGUGGAGCACGAUUUUCUCGUCCAUCUCGGAGCAAUGGUACCGCUUCUUGCAACUCAUGGAACCCCUGUUCAUUCGCUUCAUCCAUUAUCUCGAGACGCUCGCCUGGAGGGCGAGCAAGGAGAUGCUGGACUUCUUCUACGACCGUAAGAAAGAGCUCAUCACGUCGCCGUACUUCGACCGCUUCACCAAUUUCACCCACGACGUCGACAAGAUCUACCGCGACAUCAAGGCGAACGACAUAGUGACCAACGUGCACAAGUACUCGGGUCUGAUGAUACAGUUCGUGAAGGAGCGCUACUUCGCCUUCGUGCCGUUCGGCAAGGAGCUCAAGGACGUCGUGGACGAGAUCGUGACGGAGCUGAAGGAGCUCCGGAAGCUGCCGUCGGUCAACUACGCCGUCGAGAAGCUCGAGCAGCUUUAUGACAGGAUCGGCUACUUCUGCGAGUACUUCGAGGUCAAGCUCAAGAUAGAGAGCUUCAUUCGGCUGGUGCACGCCAAGAUGAUGGACAUCAGUCAGACGGCGCUGCAGGCCGAGAGCCGCUACAGGGAGGCCAAGACCAUGUUCAUCUUCGAUCCCAAUGAGGGCCUGAUGUGCCUGGAGCAGAAGCUACCCAUGUCCUGGCACGCCUUCAAUCAGACGCCCGAGUUCCACGAGAUACCGGAGAUCAGGGCGAUCGCGGACGUCAAGACGUACUUCGUCACCUCGAACACUACCUUCUGGAGCCUUUACUAUCAGUACAAGCCGUACUCGGAACUGUCGAACUGGUUACCGCCGUUCAAAGCGCAAGCCAUGAUUAUCGGCUCCCAGCAUUAUAUUACUUUCGAUGGCCGUUACUUUGAGUUCGCGGGAAAUUGUACCUAUUUGUUAGCGAAGGAUUUCGUGCGCGACACUUUCGCAGUUCUAGUGAAAUAUGAUCAACAAGAAGAGGAAAUUACUCACAAGAUCAUAGUGCUAAUUGGAAGCAACGCUAUCGAGUUGGACCUCUUCAAUGAUACGAUGAAGCUGCUCUCCCAGAAAUCAGCGAAUGUCACGAGCAACCUGCGGCUGCCGAUUGAAUUGGACGACGCCACGUAUGUUUAUCAAGUGGAGAACGUGGUGAUGGUGGAGCGCAAGCACAACCAAUUCCGACUGGAGUGCAAUUUCAAGUUCAACCUGUGCACCCUGGAAUUAUCAGGCUGGUACUACGGGAAGACGGCCGGUCUCCUCGGCACGAUGAGCAACGAGCAGCUGGACGACACCCUGGGGUCGAACAAGCUGUUCCUGAGGGACACCGGCAGCCUCGCUCACAGCUGGUCCAUCGACGAGAGCUGCGCCGACACGGCGAACCACGCCAGCAAGGUUCAACAGCAGGAUGACACGGUAUCCACGUUCUGCUACGAGCUAUUCCAGAACAAGAGCUCGGAAUUCGGCGUCUGCUUCGGCGUGAUCGACCCGACCGAGUACUUCGGCAUGUGCCUGAGCAGCCCCGCCGAGACCGAGGUGUGCACGGUGGCGAUGUCGUACAUGCAGAUGUGCCUGUUCCGCGACACUUACCUGCGGAUACCCGACCGGUGCACCACGUGCACCAUGAUGGACGGCAGCCAGGUGGCGGAGGGCCGUUUCAAGAAGCUGGAGGGCGACAAGGUGCCGCGAUCGGCCGACGUGGUGUUCAUCGUCGAGGCGAAGAGCUGCAAUCGCGACAUAAAGAUGAACAGCAGCAUGGAACAGCUGAUCACGCAGCUCGAUAAGGAGCUGGACGAGCAAGGGCUCACGGGCAACCGUUGGUCCUUGGUGGUAUUCGGCGGCGAUGGAGUGUACGACAGGCCUAGGAGCAUCAUCCUCGACGGGCAGAUCUUCACGAAGAACGUGCCGCGCUUCGUCAACUACUUCGACCACGUGCCGGUCGGCGACGGCAGUGAAGACAUCUUCGCCGCGAUCGGCUUCGCCUCGCGGCUCGUCUUCCGGGCCGGUGUGUCGAAGACCUUCAUACUGAUACCGUGCUCGCAUUGCGAACCGGAGAACCAAACGCUGGAGUAUUCCGUGCUACAUCAAGUACUGCUGGAGCGCGACAUCACUCUGCACAUAGUGAUGGACGGCGACUUCCAGUUCGAGAAGGAGAAGAUCGGCAAGAUUUUCUACGGCUUAGACGCGGCCAAGUCGUACACGAAGAAGGAUUCCCGUGUCCUGACCGGCGACAUGGAUCUGAGGAGGCAGGUCAAGCUCUCCAAGACCGUGCUGGGCUACUGCACGCCGCUGUCCCUGGAGACGAACGGCACGAUAUUCAGCGGGGACAAGCUGCGCCUCGAGAAUUCGUCGAAUGCGGUGAAGAAGUUCGCGAGUGUCUUCUCGAAGAGGAUCGCCCUCACGGCCGAGCCGAAUAAAUGCCAGCUCUGCGAGUGCACCGCCGACAAUAACGGCGUCACGCAGAUGGAAUGCAUGCCGUGUAUAUAUCCGACGCCCGUGUACGUGGAUUACGUGAGUGAGACCUUCAAUCUCAACGAGUCAUUCUCGAUGAUGCCGCCGUUGGACGAUGGAGAUUACGGCCAAAUCGAUAUGGAGAACGACUGAAGUGUAAUUAAGGAAACACCGCAGCUAGAUAAUACUAGAUGCUAAGAUAACUCGCUGGUAUUAGCCGUAUUUAUUUAUAACAUACUUUAUAAUAUAGAUAAUAUACCUACCUCCCUUUCCAUUACAAAAUUUGUUCUUGUCAAUAAAUUGAGGCAUUGAACCAGCUUCUCAUUAAGAAUAUCUAUUGAAAAUAUAUGAGUUGGCACAGAUACGUGCAUUAUUUUUAAAUGA
Wasmannia auropunctata (little fire ant) is the source of this 13761-nucleotide messenger RNA. RefSeq lists its product as uncharacterized. Lineage: Eukaryota; Metazoa; Arthropoda; Insecta; Hymenoptera; Formicidae. The transcript has 27 exons. The record is from RefSeq and is a predicted model, not a curated record. The coding region runs from base 631 to 13530 and encodes 4299 amino acids. Gene Ontology annotation, biological process: lipid transport. Gene Ontology annotation, molecular function: lipid carrier activity.